AUGCUCUUGUAUUCGUGCAGAGCGCUUUAUUCCCGCACAGCUCGCUCCUCCACUCCUAGGCGGAUCAAGAAAAACAAAUUUAAGCUAAAGGAUUUUGUUUAUGGCGAGAAAAAGGAUUCAAUUCCACAAACAAAGAAAUGCCCAUUUGAAGGCAAAACAGACUGGACGAUGCCCAUUGAAGACAAGUCGACCAUUUAUAGGUUUCUUAUGAGCAACGAUUCAACCCCUCGAUUGCGAGCGUUGCUAUCUGCGGUGAGCCUUGAAAAUUUCUCUGACCAUCCAUUUAAAUACCAAAUUCCCUUACCUGAACCGCAAUAUGCUGGUUCGGAGCAGAACGGAACGACUUCCUCUUCCCCUUGCUCCUCUUAUAAGCACGAGGAGCGUGUAUUUACAGAGCGAAAAGCUUCCACUUUGGUCGAUUCGCGUCCCAACGCCCCACAACCCCUUUCAAUGGCGUGCCCAUGGAUUAGGAGGCUCGGGCAGAUUUCAAAAGAUAACCCUAUCCACCCGAUCUCUUUAAUUGACGAGAUGGUUGGAAAGGGCGAUAUUAGUGUUUCUUAUUCUCAUAUUUAUUAUGCACUGCUAGCAUCAAUCAGACUAAAAGAUCCAGACGCUGCUAUAGCCCUUUAUAAGAAAUGCACUGAGCUUCAAAUUGGACAAAGCCUCUGGCUAUAUUCUCUGGUUUUAGAAGCUCAUAUCAAGGCGUCAAGGCUAUCCGAUGCUCUCCAAAUGUAUUGUCAUUUGCGUGUAAAUGAUAUGGUGCCACCCCCGGCGAUCCUAAACUCACUGCUCUCCGCUUUGAUUAAAAAGGCAGCCGUUAAAACGGCAUGGAGCAUUUUCUACGAGGCCAAGUCAAAAUUCACUUUGCCAAUGUACACGUACUCAUUGAUGAUUGACUUGUGCGCAAAGAUCGUAAGAGAUAUGGAGUCUGAAUCGAUUAUCCCAUCAAACCAUGUGCUAGAAAGCCUUCUUCAUGCAUGUGCAUCCAAAAAAGAAUUUCAAGAACAAGCCUUUGCAAUUAUAAAGCGUAUUUAUGACUCUGGACGGCCGCUUCACUUGAAUUUGUGUAAUUUCAUGCUUCAAGCCCACGCCAUCAAUUGUGAUUUAGAGGCGUUUUACAAGGUUUGGAGCGUUUUGAUUGGCGUGGAUAAAACAGGAAAUUGGGAUCGACCAAACAUUUACUCCUUUGCGGCGAUGUUCCGGCUUUUGGCCAAUAUUCCUAUCUCAAAAAGGGACGCAAAGCGUAAAAAAAUCUCCUUCCAUUACGACCUGCUUCCGACAGAUAUUGUCAAGCAGGCUACGGAUGUUUGGAAUCUUCUUUCAUUGAAAUACUCCUACAUAAAAAUGGAGCCCUUCAUUUUGAAUCAUUAUCUUUCGAUAUUGGCAACACAUGGACAAAAGGCAGAAAUUGAGAAAUUUUUCCACAACCAGUUUGCAAUAAUGAAUAUUGCACACGACAAAUACACAUAUCAGCACAUGUUCUUGUUUUAUAUGAGAACCGGCGAUUUUGCCUCUGCCUCCAAGCUAAAGUUCAAAGUCGACGAUUUCAAUAUGAUAACUCGAAAGGCUUGGCACUAUUUGAUCGAUACAGCGGCCAAUGCCAAGCAGCUGGACACCGCUGUUUCGUACAUCGACCAGAUGGAUAAAGCCAAAAUUGACCCGCCCAGUUUGAAGGCCAUUCAACAUCUAUAUUUAUCCGUUGUAAAUGCCGAGAGAUGGGAUUUGCGCUCAAAGCUAAAUGCUCUUUGCAAACGACCACAAGAUGUGGAUUCGUUCAAAGGGGGAAAACGGGAAAUAUGGUCAAUACGCAAUGAUGCCAUCAACACUCUUUUAGACUUUGCUUAUGGACGACCGGGCGGUGAAUGUAAUGUCAGGGGCAUAUACGACAAUAUUAGGUCCAAUAUCACCAUUCUGCCCUCAGACCAGGAUAGCUUGAAUGCCGAUAUUGACUCGGAAAAGAUUCCCGGAUUUUCAAAACUUAUGGAUAAGAAAAGCCAUCCAAAUGCGCCCCUUCCAACCAAAAAGCGCAUCACCAGGAAUUACCAAGCAAGGAAAAAAAGGGCUCCCAAAUUCCAAACAUAG
Mitosporidium daphniae is the source of this 2082-nucleotide messenger RNA. RefSeq lists its product as uncharacterized. NCBI's taxonomy places the organism in Eukaryota, Fungi, Microsporidia. Bases 1 to 2082 code for a protein of 693 amino acids. The record is from RefSeq and is a predicted model, not a curated record. Gene Ontology annotation, molecular function: protein binding. The transcript has 2 exons.